Molecule: messenger RNA, 2566 nt
Organism: Arvicola amphibius (Eurasian water vole)
Lineage: Eukaryota; Metazoa; Chordata; Mammalia; Rodentia; Cricetidae
Gene: Uba3
Product: ubiquitin like modifier activating enzyme 3
Exons: 17
Coding region: 491-1792 (433 amino acids)
Biological process (GO): protein neddylation
Cellular component (GO): nucleus; cytoplasm
Molecular function (GO): NEDD8 activating enzyme activity
Source: RefSeq, a predicted model, not a curated record
AUGCAGAAUGGCUGUUGAUGGUGGGUGUGGGGACACUGGAGACUGGGAAGGUCGCUGGAACCAUGUAAAGAAGUUCCUCGAGCGAUCUGGACCCUUCACACACCCUGAUUUCGAACCCAGCACUGAAAUCUUCAAACACUGAUGUCCCUUUAUCUUCUGGUUUUGGCAUUUAUUUUUUUUUUUUUUGUUUUGUUUUGAGAAAAAUCAGUUAAGUAAUUGAUGUCUUCCCUAAAAUUAAAAAAACAUAAAGAAUGGGAGAAGGAAAAUAGAGAAUACUGUAGUAAAGUUGUUACAUUACCUAUGAAAUGAUAAACCAACCCUUGAAAAAAAGAUAAAAAUAACUAGGGGUAGUUUUUAAAAUUAUUCUUAGAUUUAUUUUUAUUUUAUGAUCUGAGUAGUUUUGCCUUCACAUACGUAUGUGCACUGUGUGUGCCAAGUGCUCACAAAGGUCAGUAGAGGGGCCUCCAUACCUCUGGAACUUGAGUUAUGGAUGGUUGUGAGCCACCACAUACGUGCUGGAAACCAAACCUGGAUCCUCUGCAGGAGCAACAAGUGCUCUUAUCUGUUGAGUCGUGCAGCCCUAGAGUCGCUCCAGUUCUUGUUAGAUACAUGCAAAGUUCUAGUCAUUGGAGCUGGUGGCUUAGGAUGCGAGCUCCUGAAAAACCUGGCACUGUCUGGUUUCAGACAGAUUCAUGUUAUAGACAUGGAUACUAUAGAUGUUUCCAAUCUAAAUAGGCAGUUUUUAUUUAGGCCUAAAGAUGUUGGAAGACCCAAGGCUGAAGUUGCUGCAGAAUUCCUAAAUGACCGAGUUCCUAACUGCAAUGUGGUCCCGCAUUUCAACAAGAUUCAAGAUUUUAAUGACACUUUCUACCGACAAUUUCAUAUUAUUGUGUGUGGCCUGGACUCUAUCAUAGCCAGAAGAUGGAUCAAUGGAAUGCUGAUAUCUCUUCUAAAUUACGAAGAUGGUGUGUUGGAUCCAAGCUCCAUUGUCCCUUUGAUAGAUGGAGGGACCGAAGGCUUUAAAGGAAAUGCCCGGGUGAUUUUACCUGGAAUGACUGCUUGUGUUGAGUGCACCCUGGAACUUUAUCCACCGCAGGUCAAUUUCCCCAUGUGCACCAUUGCAUCUAUGCCCAGGCUCCCAGAACACUGUAUUGAGUAUGUAAGGAUGUUGCAGUGGCCUAAAGAGCAGCCUUUUGGAGAUGGGGUUCCAUUAGAUGGAGAUGACCCUGAACAUAUUCAGUGGAUUUUCCAAAAGUCUGUAGAGAGAGCAUCACAGUAUAAUAUUAGAGGUGUUACCUAUAGACUCACUCAAGGGGUAGUAAAACGAAUUAUUCCUGCAGUAGCUUCUACAAAUGCAGUCAUCGCAGCUGUGUGUGCCACUGAGGUUUUUAAGAUAGCCACAAGUGCAUAUAUUCCCCUUAAUAAUUACUUGGUAUUCAAUGAUGUAGAUGGACUGUACACAUACACAUUUGAAGCAGAGAGAAAGGAAAAUUGUCCAGCAUGUAGCCAGCUUCCGCAGAACAUUCAGUUUUCCCCGUCAGCUAAACUACAAGAGGUUUUAGACUAUCUGACCAAUAGUGCUUCUCUGCAAAUGAAGUCUCCAGCUAUCACAGCCACAUUAGAGGGGAAGAACAGGACACUUUACUUACAGUCAGUAACAUCUAUUGAAGAACGAACAAGGCCCAAUCUUUCCAAGACGUUAAAAGAAUUGGGACUCGUUGAUGGACAAGAACUGGCUGUUGCUGAUGUUACCACACCACAAACUGUACUAUUCAAACUUCAUUUUACUUAAGGAAAAUAAAUCUAUAAACAAUAGAAAAUUCAUAGAAAUAAUACACUUUAUGAAUGCUAAGAAAUGUAAUUAAAGAGUGGGGAAGAUGAGGCAGAGAGGACAUCCAAGAAAGAAAAUUCAAUUGAUGUCAUUUUUAGCAUUAGUGUUGCUAGAAUUUGACAUAUAUAUAUAUAUAUAAUGUGUGACUCUUUUUUAACUUUAUAAUUUUCUCUGGAAGACUGAACUUUGGGGUUGGGCUAGUAAGCAUUCUCAUUAGUCAUAUGGAAAACGAUGCUUGGCGAGAAAGAUUAUGAACAAAUGUAUUGCUUCCUUAAAGCAGGACAAACACUGUCUUUUGUGUGAGUUUGUUAUUAUGGUCAAAGAACGUAUUCCUCAGCUCUCAUUUGGGAGUCCACAUGCAUAGAAAUGUAUCCUUGAAUGGAAAUGAGGAAUUAUGUUAUAGGAACAUUAAAUAUUACAACCUGACAUCUAAGUAUAUCAGACAUAGGCGGUUUCUUCAUUACUACUCAUAUAAUUGUGGCUAUCCAAAUGUGUAUUAUUGUAGAGUUUAACUUAUCCAUAAUAAUUUGUAAACAGUAUUACAGACUAAUAAUACCUGUGCAUGAAAAUAUGAAGUAUUUUCAUGUGUUUAUUUGCAAUGCCAUAGAGACCACUAUGCACAAACUUAAACCAAGACAAUGGCUGUUCAAAGAAAAUUAAUGUUUAAACAGUUAUCACUGAUGCUUUUGCACUAUUUAUUAAUAAAACCAUACAUUGUCUACUUUUUUAUUGGAA